CGUUAAUACAACAUGCAAGUUCAUCUAUAAAUAUGGAACCUUAACUCUCGGAUAAGAAUUCACCAAGGCAAUACAUUUUACCUAAGAGAACAGAAAAAAGACACUUAGCAGGUGAAACAAUGUCGUUUAGAAAAGUAGAGAAGAAACCAACUGAAAUGGGCCGAAACAUGACCCACGAGAAGUCGGACUCUGAUUCGGACAACGAAGGAGCCCCCAUGACUGUUGGAGGUUACACUGAAUUCGUUGCCCGCAGCGACUCUGACUGGGACGAACCGGUUUAUUCUGGCAAAGCCCGUUCUAAUUAUAACCUCACCGGCACCGCAAAAGGAACUGGUCCCAUCAAUAGCUUCAGCCGCAAACACUUCCCUAAUUACUAAUCAUAUGGGCAGUGCUACGUAAAAGUGAGAAACGAAGACAUGCAGGCUCACUAGCUAGUUGAAUAAUGCCCAUAUAAAUUAUGUACUAUGUCUGAAUGUAAUAAAUAAGAAUCCAAGGAUGGAUGAUGACGCAUGAACAUAUCAAUGAUUAUAGUCUCAUUGUGCUUUCAUGCAGUAUUUAUACAAAGCACUUAUGGAAUGAGUAUGUUACAUAACUCUACCUAUACUUCUAUUAUUAUGAACAUAUUAAUUAUAUAUAAAAAAAAGCUUAAUCUUUUACAAUACUGUAAGAGAUGAGAACAAUUGUAACAAUUCCACACCACACCAAA
Molecule: messenger RNA, 706 nt
Organism: Arabidopsis thaliana (thale cress)
Lineage: Eukaryota; Viridiplantae; Streptophyta; Magnoliopsida; Brassicales; Brassicaceae
Exons: 2
Coding region: 120-377 (85 amino acids)
Source: RefSeq, marked reviewed